CAGAAAGUUCUAUAUACUCACUCAAACCAUCAUUUCAAUUCUCUUUUUCGCGAUUGAUCUAAAUAUCAAUUCAACUGAUCUAGCAAUCAAUCAAUCAAUCCCUUCAACGCUUUGUUCGACGAUCAAUUGGACAAUCAGCUCACUUAUGCUUUUGACAAUCAAUCAAUCAAUCAAUAAUCCAAUGCUAUGCUUGAGAAUCAAUCUACCUUCCUAUCCAAAUUGCAAAUCCUUUUUGAACCACUUUCAAAAUUAUUACUCGACUCCGGAUUCGAAUCACAAUUGGAUUUGCUAUCUGAGUCACUAAUCAAUUUAUCAAAAUCUGGACUGCAUACAGUGUUGCACAUGAUUAUGGUGAUCGUCAAUCGCAACUCAAACCACAGUGUCCUUAAUCCCUGGAUCAACUUAUCUACUUGCCAUACAUUGAUGAUAAAAUCUGACACAUUACUGUUUUGUAAUCCAGAUCAGUAAUUUUCCCGCACUGUGAAACCUUUCCCUAGAAAUUUAACUGCCGGAGCUUCAAUUGUCACUAUUGGAAUCUUUUCCAAAAUUAUCAACGUACUCAAAUCCUUUGUCCACCCACACAAAUCUGUUCCUUGCAUUUAGGAACUUGUAGAGCUGGACAGUCCUAUUCUAUUAUAUUGAGAUAGAACCAUGAAACACUUGUUCUGCAUGUCACAUUAGCACCAGUGUCACAAUUUCAAUAAUAGACUAACCAGGGAUAUCGUUUUGGGCGCCUCUUUCUUUGCACUUAUUAACACUAGGUUAGUCCCCCAUCUGUUUAUAAGUCAAAAUCUCAAAGAAGCCAAUGAAGACAUUGAACAGAAUGAAACCUAGAAAACAUUACAUUUCAACAAAUCAUUCAAUGUUCAAAUCAAAAGUCAGUGGUCCAAUCUGAUCCAUUCAAACAAACAAGUAAUCUAGCUUGGUGAGCUCAUCAACUUUGAGGAACUAAUGCUAUGCUCCAACACCAACAACUUGGUCAUUUAGCUCAUUUGUUUCUAUCUGAAUAAGCUUCACAUUGAUCCACUCCAUCUACUUAUUUGACUCCAUCUAUAAGAUUGAUCCCAUCUAUUUAUUCAACUCGAUCUAUGUGUUUGAUUACAUGUAUUUUAAGAUUAUCGCAUGCUUUAGAUACUUACAAGCUCAAUAUGAGCACCAUUCUGUCCCCAUACUCUAUAAUUCCUAAUUCUAAAAUUACCAUAAUUCCUUGAAAUGCUGAUUCCACCACAAUUAGCACUC
Melampsora larici-populina 98AG31 is the source of this 1239-nucleotide messenger RNA. RefSeq lists its product as uncharacterized. The transcript has a single exon. Lineage: Eukaryota; Fungi; Basidiomycota; Pucciniomycetes; Pucciniales; Melampsoraceae. The record is from RefSeq and is a predicted model, not a curated record. Bases 187 to 468 code for a protein of 93 amino acids.